AUGGCUGCCAACGAUCAGCAGUCCGAUAUGCUUGAAGCUCUACAGGAGAUUCAGCGCACUCAAGCCCUACUCGUUAAUGCGGUCGAAUCACUUUCGGGUAGAUCGAUCGAGGAUACUUCUGGAGACCAGGCCAAGAACAACAUUCUUGAUCUCGGUUCUCGUGAGGAUGGCGAGGGGGAAACGCCUUCAGUAGAAGUUCCUGUUGCUUCUGGGGACAAAUUGAAAGCUCCUGCGCCCCCUUCUGAAGGACAGCGCCAGCAAACCUUCACUUCGCGCAUUAUUCUAACGACUUACCCAAAGCAGAUUGGAAUUAACCCUUUGCCUAUGGACUGGGGAAACUCAGACCCCGUUAAGCGUGGCCCAAUCGUAGUUUCAAGGGCUGGUUCUACUAUUCGACGUCGUAAUGCUGUUGGAGCCCAUGGUGGUUCGUACUCGAUUUACUACGCCCUUGCAGUCGCCAGCAACGAAUUGAACGCCGAUCACCGACCCGACUUCACCAACACCGAGCCGGCCGCCAACAUUGGUCCCUUUCCUCAAUGGGGAGACCACAAGAAGAUUGUUGCCAUGGAUCCCUGGGGACAUCUUGCUCCAUGGCUGUUCAAGGACACCAUUGAGAAAGACAAUGUCGACAUUCGACCGACUAUUGCCAUCACCAAAGCUCACAUGAAGCUACCUGAACUCGCAGAGAGUGUGAAGGCCGGUCGAUUGGUGCCUGAUGGUAAAGUCUGCCUGAACGAUCAGGGUGAAUUGGCAGUCACGAAAUUUGCGGUCGAGCCGGUCUGGUACCUGCCUGGCGUAGCAGAACGAUUUGGUAUCGAUGAGGCGACUCUUCGACGUUCGCUGUUUGAACAUACUGGUGGAAGUUAUCCAGAGCUCAUCACUCGUGGAGACAUCAAAGUCUUCCUCCCACCUAUUGGUGGUCUUACCGUCUACUGUUUCGGAGACCCAGCAAAGAUGUCGGACGAGUCGGUUCGAUUGUCUCUUCGAAUUCACGACGAGUGCAACGGUAGCGACGUAUUCGGAUCAGAUAUUUGCACUUGCCGACCGUACUUGAUCUUCGGUAUCGAGGAAGCCGUCAAGGAGGCACAGAACGGUGGUAGUGGUGUUGUCAUCUACUUUAGAAAGGAAGGCCGAGCCUUGGGAGAAGUGACCAAGUAUUUGGUCUACAACGCCCGUAAACGCGGAGCUGAUCGCGCAUCGGACUACUUCAAGAGGACCGAGAACAUUGCCGGUGUUAAGGACAUGCGAUUCCAGGCUCUCAUGCCUGACAUUCUGCACUGGCUAGGCAUCAAGAAGAUUGACAGGAUGCUGAGCAUGAGCAACAUGAAGCAUGAUGCGAUUGUCGGACAAGGAAUUCCGAUUCACGAAAGAGUCGAGCUUCCUGAGGAGCUGAUACCAGCCGAUUCGAGAGUCGAGAUUGACGCAAAGAUCACAGCAGGUUACUUUACCACCGGUAAACGUAUGACAACCGAAGAGCUGCAGGCGGUCCAAGGAAGAAUAUGGGAAGACUUUGAUCAUUAA
Fusarium coffeatum is the source of this 1521-nucleotide messenger RNA. RefSeq lists its product as uncharacterized. The coding region runs from base 1 to 1521 and encodes 506 amino acids. The transcript has 20 exons. Gene Ontology annotation, biological process: riboflavin biosynthetic process. NCBI's taxonomy places the organism in Eukaryota, Fungi, Ascomycota, Sordariomycetes, Hypocreales, Nectriaceae. Gene Ontology annotation, molecular function: GTP cyclohydrolase II activity. The record is from RefSeq and is a predicted model, not a curated record.